GGAGAAGCCGCAGCUAUGGACGGAUCAGCCCCGCGUCGGCUCCCGGAGACAGAACCCAUCAGCUCUGAGCAGAUCGUGAGGAUGGCGGCCCAUCUGCUCCGGUGGACCAUCAGCAUGGCCAUGGACAGAGAGUGCCCUUGGGGAUCCAUCUUCCGAGUGGCGGCAGAGAUGUUUUCUGACGGCAAUAUCGGCUGGGGUCAAAUCGCGGCCCUUUGCGGCUCUGCCAGCAACCUGGUCUUGCAGACCCUGUGCACCAGGCUGACCAGGACCAUUGUGGGCUGGGUGCUGGACUUCAUUCAAGAGCGUCUGCUGGGCUGGAUCCAGGAGCAGAGUGGCUGGGAUGGCCUCCUCUCCUACUUCUCGACCGCGUGGCAGGUGGUGGCCAUCCUCUCCGCCACUGUGCUCAUGGCAUCAUUCAUCGUCCAGAGGAGGAUGGCUGAAUGAGACUUCAAUGAGUCCUUUGGACUUUCUUUUCUACAUAACUUAUUGUUUUCAUAUCUUUUAUAAUUAUUUUCUAAUUAUUUGGGGAGUUGGGGGGAGGCAAUAAAUCUCUUCUGGCCCCACA
Molecule: messenger RNA, 565 nt
Organism: Erinaceus europaeus (western European hedgehog)
Lineage: Eukaryota; Metazoa; Chordata; Mammalia; Eulipotyphla; Erinaceidae
Product: apoptosis regulator BAX-like
Exons: 5
Coding region: 16-444 (142 amino acids)
Biological process (GO): positive regulation of apoptotic process; intrinsic apoptotic signaling pathway in response to DNA damage; extrinsic apoptotic signaling pathway in absence of ligand
Cellular component (GO): mitochondrial outer membrane
Molecular function (GO): channel activity; protein heterodimerization activity; protein homodimerization activity
Source: RefSeq, a predicted model, not a curated record